UCUCCUGCUGCUGCCUCCACCUUCACCGCCACCAUGUGCGACUGUUUCCACCUGGCUUUCCCCAACUGGCACGCCGCCUCCUCAGGGACGGGGCGACGGCUGCGAGGACCAGAGACUCCUUCAGAGGACAGCUCAGUAUGUGAGGAGCCAGGUCAGUUCACAGAGGGCGAGCGACCGCGGCCCCAAGGGUCAUCCCCCGUGGAGGAGUAUCCUGAAUACAAAGAGCGAGAAGCGGAGCAUGACCCACAUCACAAAGGUGGGAGUGGAUUGAAAAGUAAAAGGUCUGGGCUGGGGUCCAUGUUUGAGAGGCGCUCCACUCCAAAGAUGAGUAAACUGAAGGAAGUUCACAGCCCAGAGGCUGGAGUGAUUGUGAAAACACCCAAAGAUGGAUGUUCAGAAGGUCUCGUUUAUGGUGGAGGAGGGAAGGAUGGGAUUUUCAUAAAGGAGGUGAUGCCAGAGUCACCGGCUUCAAAAAGUCUGAAAGUGAAAGAAGGUGACCAGCUUCUGAGCGCCACCGUGUAUUUUGACGAUGUGUCAUAUGAGGACGCAAUUCAGAUUCUGGAGCACGCGCAGGCUUAUAAAAUGAAGCUGUGCUUGAAACGCAAGGCAGACGUCGCAGAAACGGAGGCGGCCACCGCAUCCGACGCUAUUCCUGAGGAAGACAUCGAAUCUGCAGAGAUGAGGGAGGAAGGAAAAACCAAAAGGCGCGGGGACAAUCGCAUUUCGUGGCCAAAGUUUCCCUCCUUUGGAAAAGGACGAAAAUCCCGUUUUAUAAGGUCUCACAGUUCCUCGGAAGCAGACGAACAGAGAACGCUGGAGCUGAGUCCAACCACGAGCGACACAGACUCACCGAUAAAAUCUCAGAAUGCUCUUAAAGGAAAAAAGAAGAAUAAAAAAAAGCUGCCAAGUUUAACAAAGAGAGGCCGCAUAAGUUCAUCCGAAGACCAGGACACGGAAGCUCCGAUAAGUGUAGAGAUCAGCAGUGACGCUCAGCAGAAACAAGACUCUGCUGUGGUCUCGCCUGCGUCCCCUGAAGGGCCCUCAGGUGAAAGCCAAGGAGUGGCUGAGGACACCAAAGCAGGGGAAGACCUCAGACCUGAGCAAGACAAUCAAACCAAAACUGAUGCUCAAAGCGUCCAACAUAAGGUGGAGAUCACCGGCAUAGACGGCGCUGUGAAAACAGAAGACCUGACCGUGGCUCCUGCCGACCUAGGAAGCCCCUCUGGUACCAAGACCCUGGAUAAGAAGAAAAAGAAAAAGGAAAAGUCAGAAUUAAAACCAAAACUUUGGGGUAGGGAAAAAUCCCCAAAGAAAGACACCAAAGCCAAAUCCUCACCAAAGAGGCUAAAAACACUUGGAGCAAGUAUUGAAACAGAGGAUCUGCCCGAAACUGAAAAAUCUGGCUUGAAACUGGGAGAUCAACCUGGACUGGACACUAAAAACCAGGUCGCGAAUGAAUCUAUGACGACAGAAAUACAAUUACCUAAAGUGGAACUUGUAGUAGAGGAUGCUGCAAUCGUACAAAAAUCUCCAAAGAAACAAAAACAAGUAACAAAGGCUGGUCCGACAACCACACUGAUGGGGGACGUUACUGUGGAGCCCACAACUGAGGGCGCACAAAUCUUUUCAGAGGCCCUGGCAAAGGGCAGCGUUCCCCCAGCGCAGCUGCCCAAACGCGAAGACAUUGAGAUUCCAGGUAUGGAGGACAGUUCUAGCACUAGCACUGUCCAAAUGUCACUUGAUAUGGAGAGUGUGAAAGAGGCAGUUUCAAAACUACCUGGAUUCAAGUUGCCCCAAGUUGAUACUUCUGGGAUGCCCAUUCCUGAAGAAAUUACCGUGAUAGAUGCGAAUGCGCAAAGAAUAUCUGUGAAAACACCAACUAAAGUGGCAGAGAAUAAGUCCAAAAACGAGUCACCCCUGACAAGGAUUUACAUGAGUACCUCUCCAGAAAUCUCCAUGACGACGGUCAAACUACCAAAACUAACAUCUGAUGAUUUAAUGGCAGAGGAACCUGUAAUUGAGUUACAAAAACCUCAAAUAGAGCUUGAAUUCAAGCCCCAAGAGAAAGACAUCAUAACUCCCCAGGACCUUUCCACUCUUCAGGGACAAGACAUUGAUCAGACCGGUGCCAUCAACUUGGCAGUUGCUAAAGAAGCACAUAAAAAAUCCAAAUUGCCAAAGAUAACAAUGCCGAGUUUCGGGAUCGACAUACCCAAACCCAAAACUUCUCCAAAAGAUCUUCAGUUUGAAGCGGUGAAGAGGAAAGACUCAAAGCAGACCGUUGGGAUCACAGGUGACAUGAAAAUAUCUGAAACCUUUAUCACUGAAUACACCGAUGCACUCGAUGAGUUUGCAGACAAAAAGGAUGGCCACAUUACAGUUUCUGAUGUCAUCAUUGAAGCUGAUGAGGGACUUGGAGCAUUUCCUUCAGACGUGAGUGGAGACGCAGUCAGUGGAGACGACAAUCUAAAGAUUGAUGGAGCUCAGAUUAAAACUCCAGAGAGAGAGGGAAAGGGUAGCAGGUUUAAAAUGCCUGUUCUUAACAUUUCCGUGCCAAAGGUUAAAGGAGCGAAAAUGGAUUUGAGCCCAUCAAAGAAGGAUGCAACUGACGCAACAGCAAAGGCGAAGGCUGAGGUCCAGAUCCCAGAGGCUCCUGAGACAUAUGCUGGUCUGGGAACCGCAUCUGACUAUGGUACAGAGCAGAAGGAACUAGAGGAAGAAGCAAAACAUGGGCUGAAAAUCCAAACUCUGGAAGCUCAAACUGAAUAUGAUGCGCAAGAAAGCAAAUUCAAAAUCCCAAAGUUAGGGCUAAAAAUGCCCAGAAUGAAAGGCUCUGAAUUUGAUGUGAGCUUGUCACGGACAGGCGGUGAUGCUAAAACAAAGGUCCAACUCCCAGAGGCCCAGGACACUGAUGUUUCUCUUGGAGCCGUACGUGUUUCUAUUCCAGAGCAAAAGAUGGACGCAAAUAAGCUUGACAAAGAAGGCAAGCCUUUGGGAUUUCAUGGAGACCUCGAUAGACGUGGAGGUAAAUUAAAAAUGCAGACAUUUGGAAUCAAAAUGCCAAAAAUAAAAGGUUCAGAAUUUGAUAUGAACAUGUCCAAGGAAAAAGCUGAGAUGCAACUUUCAGAAGCACAAAAGACUGACGUUAGUCCCGGAAAAGUAGACGUCUCUAUUGCAGAGCAAAAGCUAGAGGUAGAAAUACCCCAAAUGGAAAUCAAAUCCUUACCUGCUGAAGGUGAACUUGAAGCACAAGGAGGCAAAUUCAGGAGGCCAAAGUUUGGCAUCAAAAUGCCAAAAAUGAAAGGCCCAGAAUUUGAUAUGAAAUUCCCAGGAGUUCCUGAAGCUGACGUUGGGUUAGAUGUUUCUAUGCCAGAACAAAAAAUGGGAUUUGAAAAACCACAACUAGAUAUCAAAACUUUGCAGCCAGGGAGUGAACAGCCAGCACCCAGCACUGACGUUGAGGAUCCUUCUAUAGACGCAAAACCUGCGAAAGCUGAUUAUGAAAUGAAGGGAAGCAAGUUUAAAAUGCCAAAUCUCGGUUUUUCUAUGCCGAAGGUCAAAGGGCCAAAACUAGAUAUAAAGCUCCCUGAUGUUGAAGCACCUGAGAUUGAAGUUUCACCUGAUUAUACUGACCCAUCAUCAUCAACAUUUGAAACAGCAAAUAUCAGUUUUUCUACGUCAGAGACAAAAGCUGAAGUGGAAAUCCCAGAAGUCUCCAAAACUGACAUCAGUCUCGGAAAACCGUCGAUUUUUAGACCAAAGGGAAAAGUGGGAUUUGGAAAGCCUGAUGUACAAAUCAAACCCCCCUUGGCUCGUGUUAAAGUUGAAGGACAAGGAAGCAAAUUGAAAAUGGAAACAACUGGAAUAUCCUUGCCAAACGUUCAAGAUGUUGAAACCCCUGAAAUUGACCUUAACUUUGGAACCAUAGAUGCUUCAGCUGCAGAAGUAAACAAAGAGAUUGAAAAAACUGAUGUUGAAAUAGCUACUCAGACCGGCAUGAGAUCACCAUCAAAAUUCAAAAUGCCGGUGUUCAAAUUUCCAAAGUUUGGCGUCACAACACCAAGCGUCAGUGCUGAAGUACCCGAUGCAGAAAUAGAUAUCAACAUUGAAAAAUCUGACCUGCAGGUGGAGAAACCGCACAAAGACAUCGAUGUACCAGAAUUCACAGCAGAGGUUGAUGUGCCAGAGGUCCAAGUGCCUAGUUUAGACAUUCCAAUGGCAGAGCAACAGCCAGAUGUUGAGGCUGAAGCAAAACAGAAAAAAACAAGGUUUAUGAUGCCUAAGUUUUCUUUUUCUAAACCAAGUGUCAAGGCUUCAGAAGUCGAUGUCAGUUUUCAGGACAAGAGUGUUGAGUUUUCAGAAGGUACAGUUGAAGUGAAAGGACAAAGUGUGACCAUGAAAUCACCAGAAAUCCCAAUGCCAGAAACAGAUUUAAGUUUAUCAAUGAAAGAUGACGCUGUGACACUACCUGAAGCUGAACUCACACUUGGUGACGUCCAACUGAAAAGACCGUCUGUUGAAGCUUCUGAGAUCAAUCUUGUGGCAAAAGACACAGAGAGGUCACCCCUGAAGUUUAAGAUGCCGUCAUUCAAAUUACCCAAAUUUGGAGCUGGCACCCCAAGUUCCUCUCUAGAGCAGCCUGCUGUGGAUAAAGAUGUAACAAUAGAUGGAGCUGAAGUUAACAUUCCUGAAGGAGUUCUCACCGUCAGCAUUGAACCCCCUGCCGCUGGUCCACCAGAAGCAUUAGUUACAAUUACAGAAACUGAGCAUGAAGCGAAACCAAGCAAGUUCAAACUGCCUAAUUUUGGUUGGUCUGAGCCUCAAAUAGAUGUAGAUAUAUCACUCCCAGAGGCUGAAGCUGAAGCAAGACUCACUAGUGAUGAAAUGAAACAAACAGCUGAAGUUGAAAUUAAAGCCCCGGAGAUCAAAGUUGGAAGAAAGGAUUCAGAAGCAUCAGUAUCCAAAUUUAAGAUGCCAUCCUUCAAACUACCUAAAUUUGGUGUCAGUACUCCAAGUUCCACUGUAGAAGUACCUGCUUUGGAGGACGAUGUCAAAACAGGAGGAGUUGAGAUUUCUGAGCCGGUUGUUGCAGUUUCCAUUGAUGCACCCAGCGUUGAAUGUGAAGCUCCAUCAAUAGAUAUAAAAUCAUCAGGAGCCGAACAUGAAGGAAAAGGAAUCAAAUUCAAGUUGCCAAAACUUAGUUUUUCUGCACCACAAACUGAAGGACCAGAUGUUGAUUUGAGCCUGUCAAAGCCAGAUGCAGAUGUGACACUACCAGAGGCCGAAGCUGAAGUGAAAGUAAUGGAUGUAUCAAAAGAAGCUUCUGCUGAAGUUGAAAUUAAAGCCCCUGAGAUGAAAGUUGGUGGAAAGGAUGUGGACGGAUCGCCAUCAAAAUUUAAGAUGCCAUCAUUCAAACUACCCAAAUUUGGGCUUGCUAAAAGCGCCACCGUAGAAGUGCCCACUGUGGAUACACAGGUCGAAACAGGAGGAGUUGAAACUCAGAUUUCUGAGGAGGUUCUUGCAGUUUCCAUUGAUGCACCCAACGUUGAAUGUGAAGGUCCAUCGAUAGAUUUAAAGACAACAGGAACUGAACAGGAACGAAAAGGAAUCAAAUUCAAGCUUCCAAGUCUUGGAUUUUCUGUGGCACAAACCGAAGGACCAGGUGUUGAUUUGAGCCUGUCAAAGCCAGGUGUAGAUGUGACACUACCAGAGGCCGAAGCUGGAUUGAAACUAACAGAUGAUGAAAUUAAAACCACUUCGAUUGACGUUGAAAUUAAAGCCCCUGAGGUCAAAGUUGGUACAAAGGACAAAGAAGCAUCAGCAUCCAAAUUUAAGAUGCCAUCCUUCAAACUACCUAAAUUUGGUGUCAGUACUCCAAGUUCCACUGUAGAAGUACCCGCUUUGGAGAAUGAUGUCAAAACAGCAGGAGUUGAGAUUUCUGAGCCGGUUGUUGCAGUUUCCAUUGAUGCACCCAGCGUUGAAUGUGAAGCUCCAUCAAUAGAUAUAAAAUCAACAGGAACCGAAAUUGAAGGUAAAGGAAGAAAAUUCAAGCUGCCAAGUCUCGGUUUUUCCGUGCCACAAGGCAAAGGUCCAGAUGUUGAUUUGAGCCUGUCAAAGCCAGAUGUAGAUGUGUCACUACCAGAGGCCGAAGCUGAAUUAAAACCAUCCGAAGAUGAAAUGAAGACCCCUUCGAUCGACGCUGAAAUUAAAGCCCCUGAGGUCAAUAUUGGAAGAAAGGAUGCAGAAGGAUCAGCAUCUAAAUUCAAGAUGCCAUCAUUCAAACUACCCAAAUUUGGGCUGGGUACAAGCGCCACCGUAGAAGUGCCCACUGUGGAUACACAGGUCGAAACAGGAGGAGUUGAAACUCAGAUUUCUGAGCCGGUUCUUGCAGUUUCCAUUGAUGCACCCAACGUUGAAUGUGAAGGUCCAUCGAUAGAUUUAAAGACAACAGGAACUGAACAGGAACGAAAAGGAAUCAAAUUCAAGCUUCCAAGUCUUGGAUUUUCUGUGGCACAAACCGAAGGACCAGGUGUUGAUUUGAGCCUGUCAAAGCCAGAUGCAGAUGUGACACUACCAGAGGCCGAAGCUGAAUUGAAACUAUCAGAUAAUGAAAUGAAAACCACUGCAAUUGACGUUGAAAUUAAAGCCCCUGAGGUCAAAGUUGCAUCAGCAUCCAAAUUUAAGAUGCCAUCCUUCAAACUACCUAAAUUUGGUACUCCAAGUUCCACUGUAGAAGUACCCGCUUUGGAGGACGAUGUCAAAACCGGAGGAGUUGAGAUUUCUGAGCCGGUUCUUGCAGUUUCCAUUGAUCCACCCAGCGUUGAAUGUGAAGCUCCAUCAAUAGAUAUAAAAUCAACAGGAACCGAAAUUGAAGGAAAAGGAAGAAAAUUCAAGCUGCCAAGUCUCGGUUUUUCCGUGCCACAAGGCAAAGGUCCGGAUGUUGAUUUGAGCCUGUCAAAGCCAGAUGUAGAUGUGACACUACCAGAGGCCGAAGCUGAAGUGAAAGUCACUGAUGUUGAAGUGGAAAAGGUUUCUGCUGAAGUUGAAACGCCAGUUCCUGAUGUUAAAGCUGUGACUAAGGACACAGAAGUAUCACCAUCCAAAUUCAAGCUGCCAACUUUCAAACUACCUAAAUUUGGUCUCAGUACUCAAAGUUCCACUGCAGAAAUACCCGCAGUGGAAGCCGAAAGUCAGGUAUCUGAGCAGGUUCUUGCCGUUUCCAUUGAUGCAUCCAGUAUCGAAUCUUCCUCAAUAGAUAUGAAAACGUCCGGAACUGAACACGAAGGAAAGGGAAUCAAAUUUAAACUGCCGAGUCUUGGUUUUUCUGUGUCACAAACCAAAGGCCCAGAUGCUGAUUUAGACCUACCAAAAACAGAUAUCGAUGUACCAGAAGUCAAAGCUGACGUAGUUCCUGGUAUUGAUAUUCAGCGAAGUAGUGUUGAAGGAUCAUCAUCAACAUUAUCAUCUGAUCUUAAAAUCAACGAGUCCAUGGGCUCCGUCUCCGUGUCCGAUGGAGGAUCGAUGGAGGCCGACGUUAAAGUGAAGAAGACAAGCUGGUUUUCAUUUUCAAAGACCAGCACCAAGGCUCCUGAAACUGACAUCAGCCUUGACGUUGAUGUUGCAGCACCAGAGGCCAAAGUAGAUGCUAAAGUAGAAGUAAAUCCUCCAGAUAGCAACAUCCAGGAAUCGUCAAGUGUAUCAACAGACGGGGAACCUGCUGCAGACCUGGAUGCUAAAUUGAAAAAGCCAAGAUUUUCCUUACCAAGAUUUUCAUUUUCAUCUAAACAGCUUCCUGUUGAGAUCAAGCCACCUGAGUGUGAAGAAAGCGACAUUUCAAAGAAAGCUGCAGAUAUCACCGUCCCUGUGGACGUUAAGGCUCCAGAGAUUAAAGAUCAAGCAGUUAGUGUUGAAGCUGAAGCAGGUGAACCAAAGAAAGAUGGAGAGGUUAUGUUCACCGGAGCUACAAUCGAAGGAAAAUUACCUACAGCUGAGAUGAAAGAAGAUGGCGGUGCUGUUUCAGAGGCAGAUGUGCCCACAAUUGAGGUUGAGGCUAAGUUGAAACGACCAAGCUGGGCUUUUCCCAGAAUGUCGUUCUCAAGAACAGUUGUCAAAAGCCCUGAUACUGACGGCAAUGCAGAAACGUCCAAAGCUGACGUUGCACCCCUAGAGACCCAGGCAGAAGUCCCCCCCCCAGAUGCUGACGCUAAAGCAGCUCCAGUGGAAGACGCUAAAGGAGCUCCAGUGGAAGACGCUAAAGCAGCUCCAGUGGAAGAGUCCCCCGUUGCAGAACUUGACCCCAGCCUAAAAAAAACAAGAUUUUCCCUCCCCAGAUUUUCUUUUUCAAAGGCAAGCCCUAAAGAACCCGAGGUAAAGACUGAAGUGCCACACGUUGAGGUUUCUGUCACAGAUGUCGGAGUAAACGCCAAACCCCACGAAGCAGAGCCUGAACCUGCUGAGCCUGAAGCUGGCGAUGAUGUUCAAGAAGACCUCAAGGACGUUACACCAAACACUGAGACGGAUGCUCCAAGUAAAUUCAAACUCUUUAAAAUGCCGAAACUCAGUAUCUCAAGACAAAAGCCUGAAGAAGUCCCUGCUGACAAUGACAGUAAAGAACCUGACCCGGCACCUGAGGCUGACGCAAAAGGAGACAAUCUGACUUUAACAUCAUUCGUUGAUAUCCUCAAGACUAUUGAUGUUGAAUUGGAUGUUGCACAAACAGACAAGGAUGGACUCAAUCUCGAGACGUCAAAGGAACUCGGUGAAAAAGAGCAACCGAAAUCCAAGCAAGAUACCGUUAAAAGUCCUGAAAAGGCAAGUUGGUUUAAAUUCCCCAAGUUUGGCCUGUCCUCCCCAUCAGAACCGCCCAAGAGCCCAGAACCAGUGGAUGAGGAACUCAGUCCCACCUCUUCUGUCCAGUCCUCAGAUGCCUUUGCUGAUGUGAGCUCAUCGUCUCCGACCAAGGUAACCGUCAAAUACUCGGACCCAAGUGCAGCUGCCGAUGUCGUCACGUCCACCACGAGGACCAAGCUGAUCGCAAAUAUUCCCAACCUGCCUGAAAAAAUCACCAUUCUAUCCUCUGGGGUCUCGUCUUCUUCUGAAGACACACUGAGGCUGGAGGUGUCGGAGCCCAUCUCAGGACAGACCGCUUCCUCUCUCAAACAACUCAAAGACUCUAAGCACUCUGAGAAAAUGAGGUUCUUUAAAUAAGCUGAGAAGUGAACCAGGAAUGUAAUUUAUUUUCAAAGUCCUUGUCCAACCCCACCAACAGCUGCCGGUGGGUGUUAACUAGUUUUAGCCAAUACGAUGGAAAAGAGGAAGUGUGUUGGCGACAGGAAGAGAGUGUGAGCAAGUUAAACUUCUGUCUGAGAGAAAGUGACGUGUCGGUGUCCAGGUCCGACCCCGGCGGCGGGACGUCAGGCUGCAUGUUUAUUGGUGGAUAAAGAAAGGCUUAGGCUAUUUACACCCGGGUGCAAGUACUGAUGUGUAGGCUAUUUACACCCUGCUACCAAUGUCAAUGUAUGCUAUUUGCACCCAUGUAUUAUUGGAAAAAAAAAUGUAAAAAAAUGAUUUAUAUAAAAAAAUCUAUCAGCUCAGCAGUGAUUGACAGGUAUUCACACCACUUUUGAUAAACUUCAUUUAAUCUCUUCAAAAUAUCUUACUAUGACAUAAGAGCAAAAAUUGUUCAUUCAAAAGUGUGAGAGCAGACGUUUGCCUGGCUCUACAGGACUGUCUCAGAAAAUUUGAAUAUUGUGAUAGAGUUUUUUAUUUUCUGUAAUGCAAUUAAAAAGAAGUAAAAAAAAAAAGGGCAGCACGGUGGCUUAGUGGUUAGCACUGUUGCCUCACAGCAAGAAGGUUCCCGGUUCGACUCCCUGCCCAGCAGGGUCUUUCUGUGUGGAGUUUGCAUGUUCUCCCCGUGCUUGCGUGGGUUUCCUCCGGGUACUCCGGUUUCCUCCCACAGUCCAAAAACAGACGGAUGGCAAUUAAAAAAAACAAAAUGUCAUACAUUCUGGAUUCAUUACAAAUCAACUGAACUAUUGCAAGCCUUUUAUUAUUUUAAUAUUGCUGAUUAUGGUUUACAGUUUAAGAUUAAGAUUCCCAUAAUAUUCUAUUUUUUUGAGAUAGGAUAUUUGAGUUUUCUUAAGCUGUAAGCCAUGAUCAGCAAUAUUAAAAUAAUAAAAGUUUUAAUUUUCUGAGACAGUCCUGUAUUGUUUGAAAUGGUUCCAAUUUUAGAGUGGUGCACAUGCACAUGGGCAACGCAUUUGUUUUCAUAUGUCAACAGGGUGUGAACAGCUCAGCUGGUGGAGGCUUUCUAUUUGUACCCUGGUGCAAAUAGUCACUCCCAUAAAGAAAUGGAUUGACGUUUUAAUGUGGGGCUGCAACUCUGAAAGUGUGAUCAAACUGUCUAUAAGUUGUGUAGAUGACUGCCUUUACUGCAUAAUAUAGCAAGACUUCACCAUAUAUCCUCGCUUAUGUUGCAGAACUUCUGCUCAUUUGUAGUUUUUAAUGCACAGAUCAAUACUAAUCCAGUUACUUGUAAUGUUAACUUUACAGGAUGACCACGAAUGCGCUACUCGGUGUGCCUGGUUUUCCAAAAUAUGUUUACAAUAAUUUCACUAAACAG
Messenger RNA from Cololabis saira (Pacific saury), 10621 nucleotides. Its product is annotated as neuroblast differentiation-associated protein AHNAK. Gene Ontology annotation, molecular function: protein binding. The coding region runs from base 34 to 9207 and encodes 3057 amino acids. Lineage: Eukaryota; Metazoa; Chordata; Actinopteri; Beloniformes; Belonidae. Gene Ontology annotation, cellular component: cytoplasm; nucleus. The transcript has 7 exons. The record is from RefSeq and is a predicted model, not a curated record. Gene Ontology annotation, biological process: regulation of RNA splicing.